Parastagonospora nodorum SN15 is the source of this 138-nucleotide messenger RNA. RefSeq lists its product as hypothetical. NCBI's taxonomy places the organism in Eukaryota, Fungi, Ascomycota, Dothideomycetes, Pleosporales, Phaeosphaeriaceae. The transcript is spliced from 2 exons. Bases 1 to 138 code for a protein of 45 amino acids. The record is from RefSeq and is a predicted model, not a curated record.
AUGUCAACCUCAACCAUGUACUACUGCAUCUCGCGUCAUCAGAUUGUGCUCAAGCACGACGAAGACAAAGGCCCGGAUCGCCAUGCGACAAUCCUUGGAAGACUCGCAAGAAUGGGUUGCCAGGCCUCCACGGAGUAG